Messenger RNA from Glycine soja, 818 nucleotides. Its product is annotated as 17.3 kDa class I heat shock protein-like. The record is from RefSeq and is a predicted model, not a curated record. Bases 94 to 555 code for a protein of 153 amino acids. The transcript has a single exon. Gene Ontology annotation, biological process: response to hydrogen peroxide; protein folding; response to salt stress. NCBI's taxonomy places the organism in Eukaryota, Viridiplantae, Streptophyta, Magnoliopsida, Fabales, Fabaceae.
CAACAGACAUCAGAUAUAUUGUUGGCUGUUUUGAACAUUCACCCAAUUUGCAGAGUUCCAAGUUAUAUACAUACACUGCAUAAUUAAGAGAAAAUGUCUCUGAUUCCAAGCUUCUUCGGUGGCCGAAGGAGCAGUGUUUUCGACCCUUUCUCCCUCGAUGUGUGGGACCCCUUUAAGGAUUUUCCAUUUCCCAGUUCUCUUUCUGCUGAAAAUUCAGCCUUUGUGAGCACACGAGUGGAUUGGAAGGAGACACCAGAAGCACACGUGUUCAAGGCUGAUAUUCCAGGGCUGAAGAAGGAGGAAGUGAAGCUGGAGAUUCAAGAUGACAGAGUUCUUCAGAUAAGCGGAGAGAGGAAUGUUGAAAAAGAAGACAAGAAUGAUACGUGGCAUCGCGUGGAGCGAAGCAGUGGUAAGUUCAUGAGGAGGUUUAGAUUGCCGGAGAAUGCUAAAGUGGAUCAAGUUAAGGCUUCCAUGGAAAAUGGGGUUCUCACUGUAACUGUUCCUAAGGAAGAGAUUAAGAAGCCUGAUGUUAAGGCCAUUGACAUCUCUGGUUAACCUAUGCUACUCUGUUCCUUAGUUGAAAAUCCUUGUAUUAUGUUUUCUUCUGAGGGUCAUACGAGCCCAAGACAGUUGUCACGUAUUAUUAUGCUGGUUUUGUUUAGAGGCCUUAUGUUAAUACGGCCAUAGAAAUCUUUGGUUAAACUGUGUUAAUAUGUUACUUGCUUUGUAAUUGCAAAAUAUAUCAAGUGAUAGACUAGUAGCUAAUGUACAUAGUGAGAAGAAAUAAUAAUUCUAAAUAUUCCUAAUCUUCAUCUUGA